This is a messenger RNA of Linum tenue, 90 nucleotides long. The record is from the annotation of a GenBank genome assembly. Lineage: Eukaryota; Viridiplantae; Streptophyta; Magnoliopsida; Malpighiales; Linaceae.
AUGAGACGUAGAAGUGGACCAAAAGGGCGUCUUGAAUUAUUCAACUUCGGACAUUCAAGUCUGCGCAAUGUUCUUGAGCGUUACUUUUGA